CUCGAGCGGGUUGUCAGCCGAGCACUCUCCGAGCUCGGCCUCAGCUUUCGGUCUCCUCAGGUCCCGGAGGCGGCUCCCGGGGCCUUGUGCGCAUCCCACACCGCGGACACUCAGGUCCCAGGUGCCCCCGCCCAGGGCUUGCCUGAGGAGUCGGCUGAGCCCGCUGGACAGGCUUUUGUCGCCGCCUCUCGUCGUCCCGCUCUGCCCAGUGGGCCCCAUGGCGGCGCCGGAGCUGGCAUUGGUAUCAUUUGAAGAUGUGGCCGUAACCUUCACUGGGGAGGAAUGGAGACAUCUGGACCUGGCCCAGAGGACCUUAUACCAGGAGGUGAUGCUGGAGACUUGUGGCCUCCUGGUCUCACUGGGGCAUCCUGUUCCCAAACCAGAGCUGAUUCACCUACUGGAGCAUGGGCAAGAACUAAGGACAGUGAAGAGAGGCCUCUCCAGAAGCACCUGUACAGGUGAAAAAGCAAAACCUGAGAUCACAGAGCUUACUGCUUCUCACCUGGUCCUCACUGAGGGAGCCCCUUUUGAGGAACGAAUGACACAUGGAGCCUCAAGGCAUUCCAGGCUGGAGCAAGCAAGGGAUCAGGAAAAACUGUCAGAAAUGCAGGAAGGGAACUUGAGGCCAGGAACAGACAUCCACAAGGAGACAUGCCCUAGGAAGUUGAGCCAUAAACAUGAUGACUUUGAGACAGAUGAUAGUCUUUAUUUAAGGGUUUUACAGGAGCGAGUCACUACACGAGAUGCUCUGCAUGAAUGUGAUUCCCAAGAACCGGGAGGAGACCCUGUUAUUGAUGCAAGGAAUAAUCUCUACAGAUGCAAGGAAUGUGGAAAAGGUUUUAGCAAGAAUUGGGCCCUUGUUCGGCAUCAACAGAUUCACGCUGGAGUGAAGCGUUAUGAAUGCAGUGAAUGUGGGAAAGCUUGUCGUUAUAUGGCAGACUUCAUUCGACAUAUGAGGUUUCAUACUGGGGAAAAGCCAUACAAGUGUAUUGAAUGUGGGAAGGCCUUCAAACGUAGGUCUCACCUCACAGAGCACCAGCGUAUUCACACUGGAGACAAGCCCUAUGAGUGCAAAGAAUGUGGUAAAGCUUUCACCCACCGCUCCUCUUUCAUCCAGCAUAAUAUGACUCACACUAGAGAAAAGCCCUUUUUGUGCAAAGAAUGUGGGAAAGCUUUUUACUACAGCUCUUCCUUUGCUCAACACAUGAGGAUUCACACUGGAAAGAAACUUUACAAGUGCAGUGAAUGUGGAAAGGCCUUUACUCACCGCUCCACUUUUAUCCAGCAUAAUAUGACCCACACAGGUGAAAAACCCUUUUUGUGCAAAGAAUGUGGAAAAGCUUUCUGCCUGAACUCAUCCUUCACUCAACACAUGAGGAUUCACACUGGAGAGAAACCCUAUGAGUGCAGCGAAUGUGGAAGGGCCUUUACUCACCGCUCCACUUUCAUUCGGCAUAAGAGGACCCAUACUGGAGAGAAGCCCUUUGAGUGCAAAGAAUGUGGGAAAGCCUUUUGUGACAGCUCUUCCUUAAUUCAACACAUGAGGAUUCACACUGGUGAGAGGCCCUACGAGUGCAGUGAAUGUGGAAAGGCCUUUACACACCAUUCUGUUUUUAUCCGACAUAAUAGGACCCAUAGUGGAGAAAAACCCUUGGAAUGUAAAGAGUGUGCAAAAGCAUUUUACUAUAGCUCUUCCUUUACUCGUCACAUGAGGAUUCACACUGGAGAAAAGCCUUAUGUAUGCAGAGAAUGUGGAAAGGCCUUUACCCAACCUGCAAAUUUUGUUCGGCAUAAUAGGAUCCACACUGGAGAAAAACCCUAUGAGUGCAAAGAAUGUGAAAAGGCCUUUUGUGAUAACUUUGCCUUAACUCAACACAUGAGAACUCACACUGGAGAGAAACCCUUUGAAUGUGGUGAAUGUGGGAAGGCCUUCAGCCAUAGUUCAUCCUUCAUUCACCAUCGAAAGAUUCACACCAGAGUUUAA
Lipotes vexillifer (Yangtze River dolphin) is the source of this 1984-nucleotide messenger RNA. It is a transcript of the gene ZNF599, whose product is annotated as zinc finger protein 599. Lineage: Eukaryota; Metazoa; Chordata; Mammalia; Artiodactyla; Lipotidae. The record is from RefSeq and is a predicted model, not a curated record. Gene Ontology annotation, molecular function: DNA-binding transcription factor activity, RNA polymerase II-specific; RNA polymerase II cis-regulatory region sequence-specific DNA binding. Gene Ontology annotation, biological process: regulation of transcription by RNA polymerase II. The transcript has 4 exons. The coding region runs from base 218 to 1984 and encodes 588 amino acids.